Messenger RNA from Saprolegnia parasitica CBS 223.65, 777 nucleotides. RefSeq lists its product as hypothetical. The transcript has 3 exons. Gene Ontology annotation, cellular component: oligosaccharyltransferase complex. The coding region runs from base 1 to 777 and encodes 258 amino acids. The record is from RefSeq and is a predicted model, not a curated record. NCBI's taxonomy places the organism in Eukaryota, Oomycota, Saprolegniomycetes, Saprolegniales, Saprolegniaceae.
AUGCAUCCGAACCUAGUACCGCUGCUCGGGUACUUUGAGCCCAAGCAGAGCGAUAUGCAGGACGGCACCGUGCGUCUCAGCGCCACGAACACGGUACCCAACGCCGCGAGCAUCAUCGAGUACUGCAACAUCGUGCAUGCCACCGACAUUCCGCGGCCUGUCUACUUUCGGAGGACGUUUACCAUCUCGUCGAUUCUGGCGCUCGCGUUCAGCGGGUCGGCGCACUACAUGUGCACGCACUUGGCGUCGCUCUUGGAGCUUGUACAGAGCCGACACUUUUGGUUUACCAUGUCCAUGGGGGUCUAUGCCAUCUCCGUCGGCGGGCUCGUCUUCUCGGCGACAACCGCGCUACCGCCGCUCCACCCGGGCGAGCGCAUCCCGUGGUUUCACCCGCACUUGCACCAGCAGUACCUCGGCGAGGCUCUCAUCGUGAUCCUUCUCAACGGCGUGACCGCCUACUGCCUCGUCAAGCUCCUCGAGCACAAGCCGGCGCGGGCAAGUGCGGUUGGAAGCGAGAGCCUCCAUAGCCUUGCACCCCUCCUCUCGCUCAAGACGCUGCACCAAACGGCGUCCAAUGCAUUUCACUUGUCGAUUCUUCUCUACACUCUCUCGCUGCUGUGCUGCAUCUUUGAGACCAAGUACCCGCACUACUCGGUGUGGGCGACGCUCCCGAGCUUUCUCCAAAGCUGGGUGCAGCUGGCCUACGUAAGUCCUAUUUGGGGCUGGUUCUUUCAGCUGCUCGAUAAACUCCGCGUCUGGCUCUUACGACCACUCUAA